Molecule: messenger RNA, 1169 nt
Organism: Jatropha curcas
Lineage: Eukaryota; Viridiplantae; Streptophyta; Magnoliopsida; Malpighiales; Euphorbiaceae
Product: homeobox-like protein
Source: RefSeq, a predicted model, not a curated record
AUCUUCUUUCUCUUUCUCUUUCUCUCACUUUCUCUCCCUCUCUCUCACUUUCUUGGAUUUUGCUAUCAGUUUUCUCUUUUCCCCCGUUGAUCAAGAAAAUAAUUGUACGUUACAGAGUUUUGAGCCAUUUUUGAUUUGAUCCCUUCGUUGCCAACUUCUUGGGUUGUUUUUGCCUUUAUAACAUAUGGGAAGUUCGGAGAUUGAAGGCAAACAGAUUGAAGAUACUCGAUAUGAGAAAGAAAAUAAAAUAAGUGCAUCUUCUAAAGACCAUAUUGAGUUAACCCAUAAUAGCAGCAGACUCUCUCAAGGUACUCAAUUAGCAGAAGAAAAUAGAGAUGUGACAACAAGCCUGGACAUGAACACCUCUCCUUCAUAUAGAUUUCCAUCUGCAAUGUUUGCAAGAAAUAAAUCUCAGGCGCCAAUGGAAUGGAGUGCUGCUUCUAGUGAAUCUUUGUUCAGUAUUCACAUGGGGAAUAUGAGCUUCACUAGAGAACAAUCAUUUAUGGGAGGAGAGCUAAUAGGGUUACCUGGUGAGAUUAGCAUGUCUGCACCUGUUUCUCCUUUGGUAAAGCCUUCCAGUAAGCGAGACAUGAAUAUUCCUUCACCGAUUAGUAAAUCUUCUGCUAAACACAAGGCUGUUGUUAAUUCUGAAACCAUAAAAGAAAAUGAAACUCCUAAAGAAACUCCCAAGAAAUCUCAGCGUUCUGCUAGCUUUCGUCGUUCAGAUGUUAGUGGAGCUAGUGUCAAAUCAUUUGCAUUUCCAAUAUUGACCGAUCACAAAGCCGAUUCAUCAAAGCCAAAUGCAUCACCGCGUUCGCCAUCACAGCCACAGACUCCUAAAGUGUCACAAGAACCAGAGUCGCAGCAAAAACCACAACUAGAACAGCCUAAUCCAGGGACUAGUACUGCUAAACCACCUGCAAAUGCUGGUAUGAAUAGAUGGUUCGCUUGCUUACCCUGUUGUAGUUCUUCGCGUUCGUGAUGUAUGAUUGACAAAUCUUUGUUGCAGAAGAAUUCUGCCACAAAUUUUCUACUGUUAACAUUGUUGUAAAACGGAAAUUAAUUCCAGAGGAACACAUGUAAGAGAGAUCACAAACUUAUAUAUUCAAAAACACUCUUCAAAAUUUUGCUUUCCUCAGUAAAAAUGUUCCAAUUUUAUUUUGAAAUCU